Monoraphidium neglectum is the source of this 1779-nucleotide messenger RNA. RefSeq lists its product as hypothetical. The transcript is spliced from 4 exons. Gene Ontology annotation, molecular function: protein kinase activity; ATP binding. NCBI's taxonomy places the organism in Eukaryota, Viridiplantae, Chlorophyta, Chlorophyceae, Sphaeropleales, Selenastraceae. Gene Ontology annotation, cellular component: spindle microtubule; spindle midzone; spindle pole centrosome. The record is from RefSeq and is a predicted model, not a curated record. Bases 1 to 1779 code for a protein of 592 amino acids. Gene Ontology annotation, biological process: regulation of cytokinesis; mitotic spindle organization; protein phosphorylation.
AUGGGGCUGUUCAACUUGCUGCGAAGGGAGGGCGCGAGGAACGUCAAGGCGACGGCGGGGCCCGCAGCCGCGGCGGCUGCACGCCUGGAAAACGGCGGCGCCAGCAGUGACGCGCGCGCGUCUUUCGCCUCCACCGCCUCCAGCGAUGCCAUCAUUGAGCCACCGCGUGCCUCGUUUGGCGCGUCGGCGCUGGCGCGGCACGUGUCGUUUGCGCCAGCGGCCGCGCGGCGCGGGGCGAUUGAUGUGUCGGGGCCCGUCUCGGCCGAGGACGGCGCUGGGCCACCGUCAGCCGACCGCGGUCGGCUGCCGCCAGUCCCGCCGCCCGUGAUCGAGCGCCGCCGCAGCAGUGGGACCGCCAGUGUCGAUCUUGACGGCUCGUUUGCGGACGCCGUCCUCAUGCACCGCGGGAGGAACGCGCUCAUCUACCGCGCCCGCGAGCGCGAGGGGCGGCGCCCAGUGGUGCUCAAGGCGUACGACCCGCGCCGCGGCGCCGCGCUGGAGCGUGAGGUGCGGCUGCUGCGGGAGGCGGGGCCGCACCCCGGCCUGGUGCGGCUGGAGGCCGUGGUUCAGGCCAGCGGCGCGACACACCUGGUGCUGGAGGCCUGCGGCGGCGGCACGCUGAUAGAGGCGAUCGCCAACAACGGCGGCAGGCUGCCGGAGCGCGUCGCGGCGCGGCGGAUCGUGGGGCCGCUGCUCCGCACGCUGGCGCACCUGCACUCGCGCGGCAUUGUGCACAGGGACAUCAAGCCCGAGCACAUCCUGCUGGCGGCUGACGGCCUGCGCGUCGCCGACUUCUCAACGGCGGCCUACCUGCCCUGGAAGCAGGCCAAGCUCACGCAGGACGCAGAGCGCAACGCCGCGGCCGCCACCCCGCCCGCGGCCGGCGGCGACGGCGCCGCCGCGCGCCCGCGGCGCGCGUCGGCGGGCCAGGCGCUGCGCUGUGAGCUGCUCAACCACCGGCUGUCCACGAUGGCGGUGGAGUACAUGGCGCCAGAGGUGCUGUCAAAGCCCACGGCAGCAGAGGUGUUCCACCUGGUCCUGAGCUGCGGCAUGUCUGAGGAGGAGCUGCCUGUGUAUGACGAGAAGGCCGACAUCUGGAGCGUCGGCGCGCUGCUCUUCGAGGCGCUGACCGGCUUCCAGCCCUUCCUGGCGGACGGCGCCGCAGAGAUGGCGGCCGUCGUGGCGGCGCGCCUGGAGGAGCGCGACCCAGACACGGGCCUGCCGGGCUUCCUGGCGCGCCAGCCCGCGCUCAGCGCCGACGCCAAGGACUUCCUGGCGCGCUGCCUGGAGCCGCGGCCGGAGGCGCGGCCCUGCGCGGGGGACCUGCUGCAGCACACCUGGAUUGCGCGGCGCCGCUCCGCCAACGAGGAGCGCCUGGGGCCGGGGGGCCUGCGCAGCGGGAGGGAGUCGGACUGCGGGGAGCAGGGCGCAGUGGCCGGCGGUGGCGGCGGCGGGGCGCGGCCCGGGCUGCACAUGCACGACCUGCUGGCAGACGCGUUUGGGGGCCCCGGGGCCGCGGGCGGUGCGGACGGCGGCGCAGGGCAUGGCAGGCGGCCGGGCGCCGCCGGGCGCGACGGCGGUGCAGGUGGAGCCGGGGCCGGCGGCGGCGCUGGCGGCGGCGGCGUGUUUGGCGCGCUGCACCGGUCGGCGUCUGUGGCGGACGCGGCGGGGCCCUUCCUCACGACGCGCAGCCACACCGGCCGGCUGGAGGGCGCCCUGCCUGGGCGGCGCGCGGCGGCGGCGGCGGCGCUGGCCGGCGCCGACGACGACAGCGACUAA